Nezara viridula (southern green stink bug) is the source of this 486-nucleotide messenger RNA. NCBI's taxonomy places the organism in Eukaryota, Metazoa, Arthropoda, Insecta, Hemiptera, Pentatomidae. The record is from the annotation of a GenBank genome assembly.
AUGCAGGUCUACCAGGUUGUAUACCACCGAAAUGGAAAUUCUAGGAGGAUUUUAAAAAUGAACAAAGUAAGUUGUUUUGACUGCAACAGAUUCCCCAUCGGAUUUCACGAGAUAAAUUCUGGUGUUGAUAUAUCCAACACUUUUGAAGUAGAUAAAGAAACAUCUGCGCUUCAUCCAUGCUCGCUUCUUGAGACUAAGAUGUGUGUACCUGAAGCUCCCAUAGAUACCCAACCUCAAGGUAUAUUAACCACUGAGGGAACAUCAAGUGCUAAUCAUUAUGGUCAACCAAAGGAGGGGAGUUCCAUCAUGGCACGAUUUGAUGGUAACAAAGAGUAUCGUUACGUUUGCUGCUUGACAAAAAACGACCAAUUCUUUCUUAGACCUUGUGAUAUUUUUAUGGAAUUACCAGCUCCAAAAGUAAAAAUUCAAAACAGGAGAAUCUUGCGAGUUUUUCCGUUUGACUUAGAAGUAGUGGAAAAAGAGUGA